AUGUCUCCGAAAGCACAAAAGCACGCAAAGUCUCUGUCCUCCCCCAACAAGAGUAACAUGUUUCCACAAUUUCAGAAACUGGACCCCGUGAUCCAGCGCCUCAUCUGGGAAUAUACACUCCCUAGCUCUCGAGUGCAUCACGUCGAAUACAUACAGUCCGUCCCUGCACUUGUCAACCCCCAAGGUCGAUAUCUCAACAUUAAGUGUCCUCUUGUACCUGUUGCAUGUUUGGUAACCAGGCAAUCACGCUAUGUUGCGAAUUUGUGCAUGACGCGGUCCCCCCUGAACACAGCGUUCAAUCUUGAUAGGCAUGGUAUAAUACCAUAUGGCUACUGCAGCCCAUAUGAUACCCUCUACGUUGAGAAGGUAUUCCAAAGCCAGAAAGUUUGGAAACUUGGAAAUAAUCCAUUUUGGGCCUUGGCAUAUGGUCUUCAAGCAAAUGACAUGAUGCACGCUGCGCUGACAGAAUUUCCAGCUUAUCGAGACUUGUUUGCAGGCUUCACACCCAGUCAGAACAUCACACUUGUCAAGAUAAAGGAGUUCGAAGGUUUCGAUGAACACCGGCAUUGUAGCAGAGUCCUACCAGCCGAUCCAAACUACAGUUACGGAAUUGAGUUCGAAGAAACAUACCAUGCCACGGCAUUUGAGAGAGAUCUAAAAGCAUGGAGAUAUGAGCAGGCUUCAAAGGCCAAGAAGAAAGGUAAGAGAAUGCCAGAAAUAAAGAUUGCUGAAGUGGCUCUUGCCUGCGAGUGUGCUGAUGUGAGGGAAAGGAUGGAGGAGAAGGUCAGAGAGUUGAACAGGAUAUCGUUAUCAAAGGAACUGGAGCAAGAUCGCCUAGAAUGA
Molecule: messenger RNA, 843 nt
Organism: Fusarium fujikuroi IMI 58289
Lineage: Eukaryota; Fungi; Ascomycota; Sordariomycetes; Hypocreales; Nectriaceae
Exons: 1
Coding region: 1-843 (280 amino acids)
Source: RefSeq, a predicted model, not a curated record